AUGGCUGAAAAGGUGGAAAUGCUUGAAGCAAAGGUGCAACAUAUGAAAGAGCAGAAUCGUACUCUACGAAUGAUGGUGGAAAUUAUGAGCAAGAAAUGCCAGAAGCUUCAACUUCAUGUUCAAGAGAUCAACAAUGCAGAAAGUGAGUUUUCCACAGCACAGAAGGCAUCGCAAAUCUUUGUUAAAAUCCCCCCCAACGACAAUAGUUUGAUAGUAAAAGAUGGUUAUGAGUGGAAGAAGUAUGGUCAGAAGAAGACAACGAAAGACAAUCCUUCACCCAGAGCUUAUUACAAGUGCGCAUUGGCUCCUACAUGCCCUGUCAAGAAAAAGGUGCAAAGAAGCAUACAGGAUAAAUCUAUCGUUGUUGCAACUUACGAAGGAAAGCAUAACCACGGUUUUCCUUUUCGUGAUUUAUUCAAGCCAUCAUCGGCUACACCCGAAGCCUCAAUAAUGGAUAACGAUUUACCUAUGACAAACAUAUCAAACGACAUCAACAUCGACCUUUGUCUAUGCAAUCGUGUUCCAACAGAUGUAACAGAUAAACAGCACAAGGACGGUGGCAGUAACAUUAAAGUUCUGGAAUGUGUAAGUUCUCUUCUAAAAGAUCCUAACUUCAUCAAACCAUUAGCUGAAGCAGUUGUUCUCUCCAUCAAUACCCAGAGUAAGCAAGUGGGUCUUAACCUGAGUUUGGGUCUUCCUCAACCGCAUUUGUCUAAGUGA
Vigna angularis (adzuki bean) is the source of this 720-nucleotide messenger RNA. Its product is annotated as probable WRKY transcription factor 40. The transcript is spliced from 4 exons. Gene Ontology annotation, molecular function: sequence-specific DNA binding; DNA-binding transcription factor activity. The coding region runs from base 1 to 720 and encodes 239 amino acids. The record is from RefSeq and is a predicted model, not a curated record. Gene Ontology annotation, biological process: regulation of DNA-templated transcription. NCBI's taxonomy places the organism in Eukaryota, Viridiplantae, Streptophyta, Magnoliopsida, Fabales, Fabaceae.